This is a messenger RNA of Ziziphus jujuba (common jujube), 633 nucleotides long. RefSeq names its product L10-interacting MYB domain-containing protein-like. The record is from RefSeq and is a predicted model, not a curated record. NCBI's taxonomy places the organism in Eukaryota, Viridiplantae, Streptophyta, Magnoliopsida, Rosales, Rhamnaceae. Bases 1 to 633 code for a protein of 210 amino acids. The transcript has 2 exons.
AUGUCCACUAUAGAAAAUGAUGGUGGUGGUGAUUCAACUCUAUGGGGUGCUACCAAUGAAAAUAUUUAUAUAGAUGUUAUGGUAGAUUUGAUAAAUAAAGGUGGUAUGAAAGAUGGUCAGUUCAGUUCAAAGGAAUGGAAUAAUAUGCUUGAAGCUAUAAAUAAUAAGUCUAAAAGAAACUACAACAUGAAGCAAAUUAAGCAGAAAUUCAAUAGGCUUCGAAGUAAGCAUCAUGAGUUUAGUGAGUUGUUGCAACAAACUGGAUUUGAUUGGGAUGCUGAAACUAAUACUAUGAAUGCUAUAGAGGAAAUGUGGCAAAACUAUAUACACGUGCAUCCUAAAGCAACUCAAUUUCGAAAGAAAGGAUGUGAGCAUUACAAGCUAUUAAGAAUUAUAUUUAACAAGUUAACUGCUACUGGAGUGUUUCAUCAUGCAUCUACUAGUGAUCCACCCAAUACUGAUGUUGAGAUGGAAUUGGAGGCUGAGAGUGCACAUGUUAGCACUAGUCGUGAUGAUCCUCUUUAUACUCUCGAUAAAUUAACAAGCAAUUUGAAAAAAUGCACUGCAUCAUCUAGCUCAAAACGUAGAAGUAAAAAGGAAACUAGGUCGCAACAAAUGAGUGAUGCAAUCUAA